This is a messenger RNA of Penicillium crustosum, 579 nucleotides long. RefSeq lists its product as uncharacterized. The coding region runs from base 1 to 579 and encodes 192 amino acids. NCBI's taxonomy places the organism in Eukaryota, Fungi, Ascomycota, Eurotiomycetes, Eurotiales, Aspergillaceae. The transcript is spliced from 2 exons. The record is from RefSeq and is a predicted model, not a curated record.
AUGGCGCUCAUCCAUAUCCUCGUUGCGACGGGGGUGGCAAUGGUUGGGGUUGGUGCUGGCGGGUUGUUGGGCGAUACGCCUAAGCCCAGUGAUUUAUCCAAUGUCAAGGUCGGUAUGGUGCUGUUGGAGGUUGCGUGGGGUGUGCUCGCCUUGUGGGGGCUGUGGACUCUUUGGAAUGGGAUGGGUGGGGUGAGGAAAAGUGCUGGAAACCAAGGUGCACCGGCGGGCUUGGCCGCGAGGGCGAGGGAGGGGUGGUUGCUCCUAAUCGGUACCCUCCUCGCCCUUGCCCUCGUUGAGAUUUCAGUGAUAUACAUGCUUGUCGCGGAAUUCACACAGCGUGCGGAUCUAAACCCGACGACAGGGAAUUUGGCUGUUCGUGUUGUGUUGGGGUUUUCCCCCGAGUUGCUCGCGGCGAUUGUUUUGGUGUUCGCUGGGUUUGUGACCAGGGGAGCGGGUGAAGUUGGUGCUGGUGAGGCUGGGCUGGAGCAUGGGCAAGGGCGCCGACACAGACAUGCUCAUGGCCAUGGAAGGCGCUCGAGCUCGAAACAUGGGACUCGAUCCCAUUCGAGGUCACAUUAA